This is a messenger RNA of Phlebotomus papatasi, 642 nucleotides long. RefSeq lists its product as uncharacterized. The transcript has 2 exons. The coding region runs from base 1 to 642 and encodes 213 amino acids. NCBI's taxonomy places the organism in Eukaryota, Metazoa, Arthropoda, Insecta, Diptera, Psychodidae. The record is from RefSeq and is a predicted model, not a curated record.
AUGGUCUCACUAGCUGAGAUAGACAAGACACUCAGAGAAUUCUGGGAAAUAGAUGUCGGUAAUGAUACAACUCAGGAGCUAGAACAAGAAUGUGAGAGUCACUUCAAAGAAACUCAUAGUAGACUCCCAGAUGGUCGUUACCAAGUCAGACUGCCUUUCAAAUCAGACAAUGAGUUGCAGCUUGGGAACUCAAGAGGACAAGCCAUUGCCAGAUACCUAUUUAUGGAAAGAAAAUUCAACACCAACCCUGAACUCAGGUCUGAGUACAGUAAAUUCAUGCAAGAAUAUGAGUCACUCGGACACAUGACGAUGGUUCCAGAUUACUUAGGGCCACCGCAGAAAGUUUACUAUCUUCCGCACCACGCUGUCUUCAAGAUGGAUAGUACAACAACCAAGGUCAGAGUGGUAUUUGACGCCUCAUACAUUGAAAAAAUGUUCAGGCAGAUCAGUCUUCAGGAAGAAGAUCGAGACUUCCAUAGAAUACUUUGGAGAGAAAAUCCAAGGGAAGCUAUCCGGGAAUACCAGCUCAACACUGUCACAUACGGCACUGGCCCAGCAACCUUCCUGUCGGUUAGAGUUUUGAAACAAUUGGCAAUGGAUGAAGGUCAUAAAUUCCCAAAAGCAGCAGCAGUUCUCCAAUGA